Eutrema salsugineum is the source of this 831-nucleotide messenger RNA. RefSeq lists its product as uncharacterized. NCBI's taxonomy places the organism in Eukaryota, Viridiplantae, Streptophyta, Magnoliopsida, Brassicales, Brassicaceae. The transcript has a single exon. The record is from RefSeq and is a predicted model, not a curated record. Bases 1 to 831 code for a protein of 276 amino acids.
AUGCAGGCUCAACUGCGAGAGAUCAGUUCAAAGUUUCACCAAGCCACCAGCUCGGCACCUGAAAUCGACCGUGUAAUCCAGGAAGCACAUAAAACACCGUUCACUUCCCGGAUCACCAACGUCCCCGUCCCAAACUUAGAAAAGUUUAAGCUACAGUCGUACGAGGGGAACUCCGACCCAAGGCAUUUCCUUACCUCGUUCGGUAUCGUAAUUAACCGAGUGAAGUUCACCUCGGCCGAACAGAAGGACGCGAUUCAAUGCCAGUUGUUCGUCGAACACCUCGAAGGCAUUGCUCUAGACUGGUUCUCAAGAUUGGAGGCCGACUCCAUCGAUAACUACAAGGAACUCUCGACGAAGUUCGCAAAGCAUUUCUCGAUGUUCAUCGGGCAGAAAACUUGUAACUCCGAGCUGUGGGAGAUAUCACAGGGCGAGAAUGAGUCGCUCCGAGACUUCAUGGCACGUUUCAAACAGAUCGUAGCACACUGCACAGUGGACGAUGACGCCGCUCUCGAGGCUUUGUACCAGAAAACGUGGUAUAAAUCCCCCUUUCACAAAGAGCUUCGCAGGAACAGACCGCUCACCCUCGAGGACGCGCUCCAUAAGUCAAACAUCUUCAUCGCGGAAGAAGAAAAAGAAGCCGCCAAGGAUCGGCAGUAUUCAAUGACAAAGCCAGGCCAAACGCCAACCCCCAAGGAGAACUCGGAAGCGAAGGCCCAGCCUGGGAAACCGCGCGGAGUAGUAAACCAAGUGGGACCGUCGAACCAGAGGACAGGACGACCUCCAAAAUCCUGGAACACAUGGCACAAGGACGACGAUACGCCACUGAGUUAG